Messenger RNA from Ceutorhynchus assimilis (cabbage seed weevil), 744 nucleotides. The record is from the annotation of a GenBank genome assembly. NCBI's taxonomy places the organism in Eukaryota, Metazoa, Arthropoda, Insecta, Coleoptera, Curculionidae.
AUGGUCGCCCAGGAGAUAUCGGUUUUGUUAUUCCAAUUUGCCUAUAUUCAACUUCUGCCUUUUUAUUUCCAAUAUGGAUUCCGAGUCAGAUUUUCAUCACUGGCAAAAAAAGUUAAAAUUACAGAUACAACCGAUGAAUGCAUACUUCACUCUACCAGCGACAACAGCAGUUUAGUGAGUCUAUCAUCUGUCAAAUCAUGGAAAACUUUCCUGAACGCAGUCACAAAAAGGAAACACGGAAGAUUGCUAGAAAUUGCAAAGUCAGUUACCGAAGAAGAUUAUCCUGUAUUGAAGUACCACCGUCAAUGUCGAAGCAUCUUUACCAUGAAAUCUAAACUCACUAGUAUUACGGCUGAGCAGAACGCGAUAUUACCAGAUCAACCAUCGGUGUCUUUUUCAGUGCGGUUACGUGAAAAUCAUUACACCAAAAUACGUCAGAACCAAUUCUACCAAUCAUCUGCAUUUUUUGUGAAAAAAGAACUGACAGGAAGUAGAACACGUGAAGAACUAGUGCAAUGUGUGGAGUUGAGAUCCAAUGAUACGAUCAAAGCCUCUGCUAUAUCGAAAAAUGACAGCAGAAUUGUUGGGUUAGCCGAGACUAUAUGUUUUGUUUCAGCAGAAGCAAAGUACCAUUUCUCAUGCUAUCGUUUGUGCACGCGCAUUGAUAGUUCAGCAAAAUCAUCUGAAAUAGCGGAAACGACUCUAGAAGAACAGGAAUUUCAGAAAUAUGCUAGUGUGGAAUAA